AUGUUGUAUCGCUAUGCCUUGAACGCGUUGCCGAAAGCAACCGCCAGACUUAAAAAUUAUUUUUUGAAGAAAUCGGAACGCGUUGCAGAAAACGCAAAACAUGCGGGCCGAAGGCCCGCAUGUCGAUUUUAUGCUUAA
Meloidogyne enterolobii is the source of this 138-nucleotide messenger RNA. The record is from the annotation of a GenBank genome assembly. NCBI's taxonomy places the organism in Eukaryota, Metazoa, Nematoda, Chromadorea, Rhabditida, Meloidogynidae.